This is a messenger RNA of Tricharina praecox, 379 nucleotides long. RefSeq lists its product as uncharacterized. The transcript has 3 exons. Lineage: Eukaryota; Fungi; Ascomycota; Pezizomycetes; Pezizales; Pyronemataceae. The coding region runs from base 68 to 331 and encodes 87 amino acids. The record is from RefSeq and is a predicted model, not a curated record.
CUGAUAUCCGUGUGCCUCGCGACGACACACUGUUGUGAUAUAAUUCCCGGGCCUUGUCACGGUUACAAUGGCGCACGUCGGAUUGACUUUGGCGAUGAUGUUGUCCGACGUCACUGCAGCUACAACGACCGCGGUCGUCGGCGGCGCUGAGGAUCAAAAAUACCGUGAUGGGGCCGAGUUUAACAGUAACCUGGCCUCUGAUCGCUCCGUAAAUGACAUGUCACCGUUCAGGUUCUUACGCCGAGCCAAUACCCUCGCACAGAUUACUCGCACUCUUUGGCAAGCGAUUCGCCCAGCAAUUUAUGAGUUUCUCCGCCAGCUGGGUCGAUAAUUUGGUCUUCUCGAUGGCUCCCUUGGGUAUCAUCACCACCAUUGUUGG